Molecule: messenger RNA, 684 nt
Organism: Rhodamnia argentea
Lineage: Eukaryota; Viridiplantae; Streptophyta; Magnoliopsida; Myrtales; Myrtaceae
Product: mitochondrial import inner membrane translocase subunit Tim9
Exons: 2
Coding region: 217-498 (93 amino acids)
Source: RefSeq, a predicted model, not a curated record
GAGUGAGAAAGCGAAACCAGAAAGAAACCCUACCUCUCUUCUCAGGCCUCAGCCUCCCUCCGUGCCUCUCCGUCUAUCUUCUCUCCUCUCGCUAGCCGCGGCAACCCACGCCGCCGCCGUCGUACCUCUCUCGUUCUCCGGCCUCGGCCCGCGCCCCGCGCAACCCAGCUCCGCGGCGGUUCAAAGAGCGGGUUUGGGAAACCUCAGCUUUGCGAGAUGGACAAGAGCAUGAUGGGAGACCUGGACAAUCUUCCGGAGGAAGACAAGCUUAGAAUGGCCGCCAUGAUCGACCAGCUCCAGAUCCGCGACAGUUUGAGAAUGUACAACUCCCUCGUCGAGAGAUGCUUUAACGAUUGCGUGGACUCCUUCAAGCACAAGAACUUGCAAAAGCAAGAGGAGACCUGCGUCAAUCGUUGUGCCGAGAAGUUCCUAAAGCAUUCGAUGAGGGUCGGCAUGCGGUUCGCCGAGCUGAACCAAGGAGCGGCGACCCAAGAUUGAAAUCCUUGUUGUCCUUUUGUUUUCUGAACAUAUGAUCACAAUGACCGCCUGACCCGGGGGGGUUUUCUUCUGCACUCAUGCAGGAACUCGAUUAUCGAUUCAAUCGUGUCCUUUUACAUUUUUGGGUAUCUAGAGAGCACAAUGUCUUAUUUGUUACUUGAGAUGAGAUAAAAUGCAUUCUGCCAA